ACUUGAACAAGUGGCACCACCUGCCACUGCUAAGCCAAGAAGCGGAAGGUACCUAGUAAACAACUGAAGUCCAGCAACAACCAAAAAGUCUCACGUUCCCGACCUCAGUGAGAGAGAGCAGUGAACAUGGAUAGUGGAGACAUACACCCUUCUGAACGUGCACUGCACGACCAGCGCGUGUCAAGCCUGCAGUCCCGGAUAGCCCAUUUUCACAGCAUUUCAACACCGUUCCGCAUUUACCACGGCAGCACAAACAGCACACGACAUGCCUCCUUCGAUCCUUCCGCCAUCAUCGAUGUCUCAGCCUUCAACAAGAUUAUUUGCAUCAAUGCCUCGACCCAGACCGCACUCGUCGAGCCAAAUGUUCCAAUGGACGCUCUCGUUGCGGCAACCACAGCUGAGGGGUUCUUGCCUCCUGUGGUGAUGGAGUUUCCUGGCAUAACCGUUGGUGGAGGGUUCGUUGGGACUGCAGGCGAGAGUAGUAGCUUCAAAUAUGGAUUUUUCGAUCGGACGGUUGUAAGAGCGGAGGUUGUGCUUGCCAAUGGAACGCUUAUGCACUGCUCGUCGACUGAGAAUGCCGAACUAUUCGACGGCCUGAGGGGCAGUUUUGGAACCUUGGGCGUGUUGACUCUGGUAGAAGUCAUGCUUGUGCCUUUGAGGAGUUGGGUGGAGGUCACGUACCGUCCAAUCACAUCGAGCAGGCAGGCAAUGGAGGUGCUACAGCAGGAGACCAGAAAAGAAGAUAACGACUACGUAGAUGGCGUGCUCUUUUCGAAACGCUCCGGGGUUGUCGUGUCCGGUCGCUUGGUAUCAGAACCCUCAUCGCCGCGCAUACCUGUUCGCCGCUUCUCGCGGCCUUGGGAUGAAUGGUUUUGGAUACACGCUCGCAGCCUCACUUUGGCAGGAACACUGACCACUGAGCUUAUUCCCAUCGAGGACUACCUUUUCCGAUAUGAUCGUGGUGCGUUCUGGAUGGGCAUGUACGCAUACCAUCACUUCUUUGUGCCUUUCUGGUAUAUCUUCCGCGUUCUUUUGGACUAUUUCAUGCAUACCCGGAUUAUGUACCAUGCGCUGCAUGCUUCCGGCUAUACGGAUCGAUACAUAAUCCAGGACAUUGCAUUCCCAGCAGCCAAUGCGGGGGCUUUCGUGGACUAUGUGGACAGCAAAUUUGGCAUAUACCCGCUGUGGCUAUGCCCGUUGCGUAAGGACGGCCGCGUUUCGAUGGGCCAUCCAAGGGAGUUCGAGGGCAUGGUAUGUGGGCAGGGGCGAGCAGAUGGACAGGCGUACGAAGGCGAGUACAUCAACAUCGGUGUCUGGGGGCCCUACCCAUCUUCCGGCGCCGAGUACUUUAGUGCAAACAGAGAGAUGGAACAAAAGACUAGCGAGCUCGGAGGCCUCAAGUGGCUGUACUCUAGAGUUUUCUACACAGAAGACGAAUGGUGGAAGCUGUACGACAAGGAAGAGUACGAAACCUUGAGGGCAAAAUUCGGCGCGACUGGAUUGCCAUCGAUCUGGGAGAAGGUCAGAGAUCGAGGCACCGAAAAAGAAGCAUAUGGAAAUGAUGUAAAGGGAUUGCUCAAGAGAUUGGUCAGGAGCAGUGCACUACUUAGUGGCUUCUAUGGAAUCUACAAAGCGGUGCGGGGCGGUGACUACAUGCUGAAGGAAAAGACCAGUUAAGGGCGUCUGGUGGGAUUGAGCGUGCGUUCGUGUUGGCUGCUGCUGUUGCAAAGGCCCUGGCAAUUCGCGUAGUAAUGCAGAUAGAUGAUGCCUGGCUGA
Molecule: messenger RNA, 1776 nt
Organism: Boeremia exigua
Lineage: Eukaryota; Fungi; Ascomycota; Dothideomycetes; Pleosporales; Didymellaceae
Exons: 1
Coding region: 127-1677 (516 amino acids)
Biological process (GO): steroid metabolic process
Cellular component (GO): membrane; cytoplasm
Molecular function (GO): FAD binding; Delta24(24-1) sterol reductase activity
Source: RefSeq, a predicted model, not a curated record